Messenger RNA from Capsicum annuum, 1142 nucleotides. Its product is annotated as casparian strip membrane protein 1. The coding region runs from base 112 to 750 and encodes 212 amino acids. The record is from RefSeq and is a predicted model, not a curated record. The transcript has 3 exons. NCBI's taxonomy places the organism in Eukaryota, Viridiplantae, Streptophyta, Magnoliopsida, Solanales, Solanaceae.
UCACCACAAACAAGCAAAUAGCCACUCAAUCAACAACAACAAGGAAAAAACAAUACAAACUUCAUUUAAAUUCUAGCCACUUUUGUUCUAAUUUUCUUCUUUCUUUACAAAAUGGAGAAAAGUGAAUCAACCAAAGUUGAUGUUGUGGAAAACACCAAAGAAAGGAAAGGAAAAGCCCCACUAUUGGGAACAGCUGCUCCUGUUGCUGCUACUGCUGCAGCUGCAAGUGCUACUCAUGCAAAAAGAAGUGCUAAAAGAGGCAUUGCAAUUUUUGACCUCAUUUUAAGAAUAGCCGCUUUUGCGUCCGCAUUAGGUGCUACUGUUGCAAUGGCUACUACUGAUGAAACUCUGCCCUUUUUCACUCAAUUCUUUCAGUUCGAAGCUAGCUAUGACGAUCUUCCAACUUUCACGUUUUUUGUGGUAGGAAUGGGAAUAGUUGUUGCCUACCUUGUCCUCUCUGUACCUUUUUCAAUAGUGUGCAUUGUUCGACCUCAUGCGGUUGUACCCAGGCUACUACUCAUUAUAUUUGAUACGGUUAUCAUUGCAUUGACAACCGGUGCAGCAGGAUCAGCAGCAGCCAUAGUAUAUUUGGCUCACAAUGGAAACCAAGAUGCAAAUUGGCUAGCAAUUUGCCAACAAUUUGGCGAUUUUUGCCAAAGGGCCAGUGGAGCCGUGGUGGCUGCCUUUGUCACGGUGGUUAUCUUGAUUCUCCUGGUCGUUCUGUCUGCUUCAUCUCUUCGAAGACACUAAAAAUGAGUUCGUCUUUAUGAAAAAAAUAUUCACUACUUUGCACAACGCCUUCAUUUACAUGUCUCUAUAUUUCGAAAUUAGGCAAAAUGGUGAAAAGUACUUGGUAUGUCAUCCUUGUAUAUUGGAAAAAAAAAAGAAUAAUAGUGCUAUUGGAUUUUAUUGUUGAUGUCUUUCCUUUGUUUUGUUAAGGUGUGGAUCUUGUGUUUCUGUCUUUAUUUAAAAGGGGAAAUUUGAAAAGUCUUGUAAAUCACAUUGGUAAAUUCAGGGAAUUUAUGUUCCAAAAUCCAAAUUAUGUUGUAAUUUUCAAAGUGAAUUUUGUAUGUGGUACUUUUCACCCCAUGACCCAUGUAUUAUGUCUCAAUUCCUAUAUUCAUCUUUUGUUGUCUGUCUAA